This is a messenger RNA of Arvicola amphibius (Eurasian water vole), 2064 nucleotides long. Its product is annotated as S1 RNA-binding domain-containing protein 1-like. The transcript is spliced from 14 exons. The coding region runs from base 1 to 1668 and encodes 555 amino acids. Gene Ontology annotation, biological process: translation. Lineage: Eukaryota; Metazoa; Chordata; Mammalia; Rodentia; Cricetidae. Gene Ontology annotation, molecular function: structural constituent of ribosome; mRNA binding. The record is from RefSeq and is a predicted model, not a curated record.
AUGCCUUCAGAUGCCCUGAAGGAGCUAGCCUUUCUUUCCCCAUACAGACUUCCCAGCAACAACACUGCCAAAUACCAAGAAGCCGCUCUCUUUCCAAACCCAUCCGACGCUCUCCCUAAGGAUGCUCUUCUGGUGUGGGUUCCAACAGAGACCAGGAAAAGGCAUCAGACUCCCCUGGAGCUGGAGUUACAGGUUGUUGUCAGCUGCCCAACAGUAGGUGCAGGGGACCAAACCCAGAUCCUUGAGGACAACUUUGUGUUCUUGGUUCUCUCUUUACAUGGGUUCCUGGAAUGCAAUCAGGUUGAUCAGGCUUACUGGGCAAGUGCAUUCCUGUAUCACCUGAGCUCUAUCACUAGCUCUAUUUCCGUAUUACUCAAGCGGCGCUCCCGCCCCGCCUCGCCCCGCCUCGCCCCGCCCCGCCCCGCCCCGCCCCGCCUCGCCCCGCCCCGCCUCGCCCCGCCUCGCCCUGCCCCGCCUUGCCGCCCGGCCCCGCCCCGGCAAUCCACUCUGGGGAAAGUAAGGCGGGACUUCCUGUAUUUGAAAAACUUCCGGCGGGAACCGGAAGGUUCUGCAACAGAACGCCAGUCUACAUACACGCCAGGCCGGAAGAUGUCUUCAUUGCCAAGAAGAGCAAAAAUACAGGCCCAAAAUGUGGAAUCCAAAAAUGAAUUGUCUUUCUUCUCUGAGAUGUCAUCUGGCUCUGAAGAAGAUGACAAGGAAGAUAGUAUUUGGGAACCUCAGAAGAAAGUCCCCAGAAACUGUAAGCAGCCUGCCUCCAAGGAGUCCAAACAAAAGCAGGGGCGACGGGUGAAGAAGAACACCCCACAGAUGGAAGCUGUAUCGAAAGACCUGGCUGUUAAGGAGGAGUUGAAUAGCCCUGUAGCUAUUGUUGAUGCCAGUUUGGAAGAGAAAAAUCACAAAUUACAUACGACAAAGGCUCUGAAAACUGCAACAAAAAACCAAAAAAACUCAGUACAGAGGGCCAAAAGAAAGUUGAAAGUUGAUGAAGUAACCAGCCAAGCCAGCCCCUUAGAAGGUGGAGAUAGCAAUAUGGAGAUACCAUCAACAAGCACCACAUGGGAAGAUGUGUGCAAGAAAGAAGAAAGUGAAGACGACUUCACGUUUGGUCAGUCCCCUUUGAAGAGGCUGAAGACUGAGGCCUGUCCUCAGGGGAAGCCUGUCAAGUUUCCUGACGGUGCCAGCAGCAUUAAAGAGGAGGUGGAGAUGAACUGGGACAUAGUGCAGGUUUUAUCUGAGAGAACUAAUAUUGAACUUUGGGUUUGUGCCAAUAUCAUACGCCUCUUUAAUGAUGACAAUACUAUUCCCUUCAUUAUACGCUACCGAAAAGAGCUCGUUAAUAACCUCGAUGCUGAUUCCUUGAGAGAAGUUCGCCAGACCCUAGACGAGCUACGGGCGGUUGCAAAGAAGGUUCAUAGUACAAUCCAGAAAAUUAAGAAGGAGGGGAAGAUGUCUGAGUGCUUGCUAAAAGCCUUGUUGAACUGUAAAACAUUUGAAGAACUAGAACACGUGUCUGCUCCAUAUAAAACGGGGAGCAAAGGCACCAAAGCCCAGAGAGCAAAACAGCUGGGACUAGAAGGAGCAGCGCGGCUACUGCUGGAAAACCCGGGACCAGCUCAACCUGUUGUCUUAUGUCAAGCCUGGUGUUAAAGGCCUUUCCGAACUCAAGGAUAUUGAGACAGGAAUACAACACAUUUUAGCAGACAUUAUGCUAAAGACAAGGACAACGCUUAACUUCAUUCGGGACUUGUGCCAACAUAGAUACAUUUGUAUCCAGUCAUCGCUUUGCAAAAGUAUCCUCAAAAAAAGUAAAUGAGAAAGAUGUUGGUAAGUUUCAACUUUACCAGAACUUUUCCUGCAACAUAAAGAACAUCCACCAUCACCAGAUUCUGGCCAUUAACCGUGGAGAGAAUUUGAAGAUACUGACAGUGAAGGUCAACAUUUCUGAUGGGGUGAAAAACGAGUUCUGUAGGUGGUGCCUACAAAACAGAUGGAGGCCACGUGGCUUGCACGGCCAGAGUUAUGUCAGAUCUACGUAAUUCCCUG